Messenger RNA from Syngnathus acus (greater pipefish), 2853 nucleotides. RefSeq names its product UDP-Gal:betaGlcNAc beta 1,3-galactosyltransferase, polypeptide 2 (gene b3galt2). The transcript has 2 exons. Gene Ontology annotation, molecular function: N-acetyl-beta-D-glucosaminide beta-(1,3)-galactosyltransferase activity. Gene Ontology annotation, cellular component: membrane. The record is from RefSeq and is a predicted model, not a curated record. Bases 1090 to 2421 code for a protein of 443 amino acids. Lineage: Eukaryota; Metazoa; Chordata; Actinopteri; Syngnathiformes; Syngnathidae.
AAAAAUGCAGUGACGUGUGAGAGUUCCGUCAGUGUGGCGGCGUCUGACAUCGCUCCCACCCGGGACAUCCGCUGCUCGACUGUGGUCGCUCCAAGAGAGACAAGCUAGGAUGCGGACGAUGAACGAAACACUCCGCGCGGGCUUGAGGGACAACAUUUUGUUUUCCCACAACCGCGACAAGACUCGUUGGAUUGCAUUGUGAGGAGGGCAAAGCGCGCAGCUUUCCUCUGUCGCUCGAUCUGCGUGCGUGCGUGCAGCAGCAGCAGCAGCAGCCAGGCGAGAAUCGCCGACCGCGCCCGCGCCUUCUUCUCGCUGCACGGCCAGCUUCCGACUCGUGUGCAAGCUGCUGCGAUGUUUUUGACAAAGAGCAACUUGGAUGAGAGCGCUCGACGGCGGUGAGGAUCGGGAAGGGAAGCUGCGCUGUUUACCGGGGAGAGAGGAGAGGAGGAGUUGCAGCAAGGGGGAGCUCGGGGGAAAAAACCCCGCAGGCUUGGAGACUGUGGAGAUGCCCGUGAGCGAGGACGGAACGCGAGCAAUGUGUCGGUGCAAUUAGCGGACUACAGAAGGCCUUGAUUUCAUUCAGUCCGGUGAUGUGGACUAAAAGCAGCGGGCGACGACUCCGCUGCUAGCCGACUGCAACAUGAGGAAGAGGAGGUACGCAGCACUGCACAUCUCGUGAGUCCUCCACAUCCUCAUCAUUUAUUUAGCCGUCCCCACCCACUUCUCCUCCCGCUGACUGUCACACUCAGCCUGUCUGCAUCAUCCCUGAGCCUGCACGGGCGCUUUGCCCAUCAAGCCAUUCUACGUGCAUCCCAAAAGUAGCCCAGGCAGGACCAGAUUAGAGGAGGGGAGCCCUCUCAUAUCCUGAAGGGAGCAAGACGUAGAACUCGCUUAUCUCCAAAGAGAAACUGCUCAAGUCUCCAGUUGCCUUCUUAGUGCCACACUUGACCUCAGUGACGCGACCUUCCAAAGACUCCAACCACGUCAUCUGCCAGCUCAAGCAACUUUGACUUUUUGGGCAACCAACCACAUGUUUGAGGCGACUCAAUGUGAGCGCCUCCGCCUGUUCCCGCAAGGCCGACCUUCACCAUGCAGUGGCGACGGCGACAUUGCUGUCCCCUCAAGAUGACGUGGACGGCCAAGCGCUCGCUAUUCCGGACUCAUGUGGCGGGCCUCCUCUCGCUGGCGCUGCUCUUCACCCUCUUCUCCUUUUUCAGUCGCCAGGACUGGCUGCCCGGCCGUAGCGGGCCACGGGAAAACCCGCUGGCCUACACCGUCAGGGGUUUCCGCAACGCCAGGGGGGAGGCCAACCAGAGCAGCUCCCUCAGGAGCCUUUGGCGGGAGGCAGGUGUCGUCGCGCCCAAGCCCCCUCCGCUCAAUCUCAGUUCUCAGCCUGCAGAAGGGUUGGCCGGGGAGGCGGGAGGAGGACUCGGUGGAGGCGGGGCAGCUCGCGUGGCCGUCAUGGGACUGGGAGACUCCAUGAGCACCAACAACAGUUUACAGAAGGAGAUGGACGUGGGAGGGAAGCUAAGCGCUCAGCCCUACCGUUACAUCCUCAACCAGCCUUUCAAGUGCAGCGACAGCACCCCCUUCCUCGUCCUGCUGGUGGCCACCGAGCCGGGCCAGGCCGAUGCCCGCAAGGCCAUCCGCCAGACGUGGGGCAACGACAGUGUGGCCAUGGGCCUGGGCUUUGUGCGACUCUUCCUGCUGGGCGUGGGCGAGAGCUCGGACGCCUCGCUUCAGAGUAGCAUCGAGGAGGAGAGUCGCCUUUACCGAGACAUCAUCCAGCAAGAAUAUCGAGAUACCUACUACAACCUGACCAUCAAAACCUUGAUGGCCAUGAACUGGGUGGCCACGUAUUGCGCACACGCCUCGUACGUGAUGAAGACAGACAGCGACAUGUUUGUCAACACAGAGUAUCUCAUUCAGAAGCUGCUGAAGCCCGAGCUGCCUCCCAGGCGCAGGUACUUCACAGGCUACCUGAUGAGAGGGUACGCGCCCAACAGAAACAAGGACAGCAAGUGGUACAUGCCGCCCGAGCUGUACCCAAGCGAGCGCUACCCAACCUUCUGCUCCGGCACGGGCUACGUCUUCUCGGGGGACAUGGCGGAACUCAUCUACCAGGCCUCGCUGGGCAUCCGCAGGCUCCACCUGGAGGAUGUCUACGUGGGGAUCUGCCUCGCCAAGUUGCGCAUCGACCCAACUCCGCCUCCCAAUGAAUUUCUCUUCAACCACUGGAGGGUGUCUUACUCCAGUUGUAAGUACAGCCACCUCAUCACCUCGCAUCAGUUCCACCCAAACGAACUGGUCAAGUACUGGAACCACUUGCAGAGCAACAAGCACAACGCCUGCGUUAACACGGCCAAGGAAAAGAACGGCAGGUACAGGCAACGGCGCUUCCACGGAGAGCGGCCUCCUUGAUGACAACGUUGACCUCGGCGUAAGAAAAGCACAUUGGUUUUGCUAUCGUGUACAGUCGAUUUGAAAUUUUUUUUAUUAUUUUGAGAGAAAUGUCAAGUAUUGUAUAUAUGGUGCAAUGACAGACGCAUCUGUGUUAUGGCGCACGGGCUCAGCGUGGCGGAGAAAAAGUAUUCCACACGGAUAAAUCUAAGCGUCAAAAGAUGUCGCCAAUGUGUUUACACAGACAAAGGGAAAUGUACACGUCUUUGGUUGCAGGUCAUACUACCUAAACAUGAAUGAAAAUAUCUUUGGCAUUGUCCACUCCUUCUGACCUCUUUCUGUCUUUCUGUCAGUGUUUACGUUCCAGUUGCAUCAAAUGCCACAAAUUCUAAAAGUUUAUCUGCCAUAUCCUGUAUUUUAUCUACAAAAAUAAACAUGAAAGCACACAAAAAA